Molecule: messenger RNA, 3999 nt
Organism: Oncorhynchus tshawytscha (Chinook salmon)
Lineage: Eukaryota; Metazoa; Chordata; Actinopteri; Salmoniformes; Salmonidae
Product: ral guanine nucleotide dissociation stimulator-like 1
Exons: 17
Coding region: 344-2503 (719 amino acids)
Biological process (GO): positive regulation of GTPase activity; Ras protein signal transduction
Cellular component (GO): plasma membrane
Molecular function (GO): guanyl-nucleotide exchange factor activity
Source: RefSeq, a predicted model, not a curated record
GCAAGAACGCCAAGCUUCGCCUUGAAGAAUUUACCGAUACUGGCAUUAGGUGCGGAGCUAGUGUAGCUUAUUGAUUAGUUAUGGGAAGCUCUUGACAACUGAUAGCGUGUAACUUGUAUGCGGCGCAAAAUGUGACGAAUAGUACGCAGAUAAAAACAAUACAUUAUAUAUAUAUUUUUUAAAUAUGUAGUUUAAAGAGACGUUUCUGUAAAAUAUUGAUUCAUAACACCAUGCAGCCGUAAACUUAAACUCCUUCGAAGUGGAUGUGUAUUUUCAGCUUCAGCACUUAGUUUGAACAAGAUGGAAGUUAUCACACCAUAAACGUUCUGCGGUGACUGACGAGAUGGGAAAAUGGGAGAUAUCAAUGAACCCAGUGCAGGAGUGGGGGGAGGAGUUUGAGGAGGGGGCGUUGUAUGGGAUCACCCUGCGUCGGGAGCCCGUCCAGAUACCAGCCAGCCCCACCGAGGCCCGGCCAUGCGUUGCCUUCGUCCAGUACCGAACCUGCAAGGUGCGCAGGCUGAAGGCAGCCACCCUGAACCGGCUGGUGAGCCACCUCCUGGACCCCUGCUGCCAGGAGCCCGACUACAGACGGAUCUUUCUGUCCACCUACCAGACCUUCACCACUACCAGUGCACUCAUUGAGCUGCUCUUCCAGAGGGACAAUGGGGCUUCAGAUGUGUACAACAGUGAAUGUCACAGGAGGUGUCUGUUGCCCCUGAUCCAGACUUGGUUGGAGGAGAACAGUGAGGACUUCUGGGAUCCUCCUCAGCACCCCUCCCUAAGGCUGCUGAUCGACCACCUGCACAGCCUGUCCUCCUUCUGUUCACUGGCCCAGCGCUCUGAAACUCUGCUUAAUAAGUUCCAUAGAGAAGAAAUGGAUACUGGUGGCCAUUCUUCCCAGGCUGAGGUUAAUCAGGAAGAUGAGGGCUCAGGGGAGAAAGUCCUAGAAUGGGACAGCCCACUGGAUCAGGGUGACAUCAUGGACUUCUCAGUCACAGGCAUUGCAGAACAGCUCACCCGACUGGACGCUGGGCUAUUUGGGAAGGUGGUUCCCUACCAGUGUCUGGGCUGUGUGUGGUCCCAGAGAGACAAGAAGGAGAACCUGUCUGCUACCGUCAGCGCCACCAUUGCCCAGUUUAAUGAAGUCACCAACCGAGUUAUCACCUCCCUGCUCUGCCGGCCCACCUCCAGCCCCACUUCCGUCCACAGGGCCUCCAGCCCAGCUCAGAGGGCCUGCGUCAUUGAGAAGUGGAUCAGAGUAGGACAGGAGUGUCGGCAUCUGAAGAAUUUCUCCUCUUUGAGGGCCAUCCUGUCUGCCCUUCAGUCCAAUGCUGUCUACAGGCUGAGGAAGACAUGGGCGGCUGUGUGUAGGGACAGCAUGGCCAUCUUUGAUAACCUCUGUGAAACCUUCCCUGAUGAGAACUGUGUGUUGAGCAACAGAGAGAUCAGUGUGGAGGAUGGAAGCCAAACAGCCAUGGAUAAUAUUUCUCCCAAGAUAUCCAAGCGAUGUCCUAUUGCCAGACAGAUGAGCACCUCCGGUGGGGUGGUUCCUUACCUGGGCACGUACCUGACUAUCCUCACAAUGCUGGACACUGCUCUACCAGAUACUGUGGAGGGGGACCUCAUAAACUUUGAAAAGAGGAGGAGGGAGUUUGAGAUUCUCUCUCAGAUCCGGCAGCUCCAAGCCUCCUGCUCUCAGUACAACCUGCCCCAUCACACCAGGAUCACUGCCUGGUUGCAGGGCCAGAAGCUGCUCACUGACCAGGAGAGCUAUGAACUGUCCAGAAACCUGGAGCCUCCAAUAGACCUCUGCUCCCCAAGCGCCCGGAGCCACCGUUUGCUCAGCAAGAAACUGUCCUCACUCCUGAAAGUGAGUGAGGGAUCCAGCAGGAAAACCCAUGCAGACGAGAUCAGUGUGUCGUCUUCAGGGUCCAGUGGCUCUGAGAUGGAGGAUCUCUCCACCCCUCCCUCCACACUCCGACUGCAGUCUCUGUCCAGCUCCUGUCAAAAUGUGGCGGAGGCCUUGCCCUCCUCCCCGGAUGGCUCCACUCCCUCCAGUUGUUCCUCCAGUUCUCAGCCUGACCUCUCUGCUCCAGUGGCUGCCCACCCUAAACCCAUGCUGGCCUCUCAUCACAAGCGCUCUGUGUCCAUGACCUCCCUCCCCCUCUACAACAGACAGGUGGCUGACUCCUGUAUUGUGAGGGUCAGUGUGGAGGCUGGCAAUGGCAACAUGUACAAGAGCAUCCUGCUGACUAGUCAGGACAAAACUGCCCAGGUGAUCCAGAGGGCCCUGGAAAAACACAACCUGGAGCACCUGACCUGUCAAGACUUCACCCUCACACAGUUGAUCUCCCAGGAAAGAGAGUUGCUCAUUCCGGACAAAGCUAAUGUCUUCUAUGCCAUGUGCACGUCGGCGAACUUUGACUUUGUUCUGCACCAGUGUCCACUGGGUCAAAGGAAACCUCUGUGCGCUACUUCCAGCCUUGGACGUUAUUCAAAGUAGAGACCGUUCUAUGGCAAUGAUGAGUAACUGCAAACCAGGACUGAGUUCAAAGGAUUUUGUACAGACAUUUUGCUGUUUUGUUUUUAAUAACUUUAUUUUAUGACAAAAAUCAUGUUUAAAUGUUCCAUGAUGGACAGACCCCUGCUUGGUUUGUUGUCAAGUGGGUGCCAUGAGAGGAACAGGUGGAAGAUGAUAGUAUGAUGGCACGUCAUGUAAAAUACACGUGUGGUGUAUAUACGUCUGAAGACAACAGAUUUGGGGCUACAUUUUGAAACCCAUUGAACAGAAUGUCCUUUAUUUAUUGGUGGAGCGGAACUCUACAUCAAUUCCACCAUUCAACACUCAACAUUCCUCACAGACUUCCCUGAGGUGCUUUACUUUGUGGAAAGGAGUCACGUUGGAACAGCAUCAGCAGUGACUCUCUCCCUCAGUCACACACCAAUAUACAGACACUUAUAGUUGUUUCCUAUUGUCUCCUCUCCUCUGAGCAAAACCAGUCACCUACUUGUUUUAAUGAGAGAGAUGACUGACGUUUCCCAACAGAGAGAGAGAACCCAUGAGCCUUAAAAGGAAAUUAGGUCACAGGAGACGGCCUACCACCUGAGAAGUGGAUGGGAAUGUUCUCACCCGGAUCACUAUGUUCACCAGGGUAUCAGCCUGCCGUCAUGGCGAUACUGAUUGGGGCUGUGCGUGCGAAAGGAGGGGCUGCCCUGACUGGCUGGAUAGCAUUCCACAUACAUUACAGUCAGUUGCUGUAGAGGGGACACUGACAAACAUUUAUGGACUCAGGCUGUCAAAGUUUUUAAAUGAUGGUGAUAAUGAUGUGUGUGUUGUAAAGGGUUCUUGGUUGCAUUUCAGUGUUAAUACUUAGUUUUUUUCCUGUUCUUUUUACAUUGUUUUCUAUUUGUCUCCUAUAAUGCUCUUGAUGAUUAAGUGGGCCUCCAUGGCUGUGUUGCCUAGCUUAACGCUACCCAAACUCCUUGCUCCGGCCAAACGCCACGCCCACGGACGUUAGUUUCUCCUCCGCAAUGAGUCUGGAUCUGAGUACCUCCCGAUUUCUAGAAUGGAAAUCCAUUCUAGACUGUCUGAUUGGUCCCAGAAACCGAUGGGUUGGGCCAGAGCCAGAACACGUGGGUAAAUCGGCGUUUUGAAAAUUCGUCAUUUGCUUUGAUAUGCUGAUGGGUUAGAGAUGAUCCAACCGCUGAUGCCUUGUUUUGUACAACACCCCUCAAUUUGACGUCACCACAAACUAAUUCAAUGAUCGCACUCUCAGACUGAAGUCUGUUACCAACGAUAGAGCAGCGGAAGAAUUCAGUUUGAGUCGUCAGGCAAGGCUGUGUGCACUUGUCAAUUGAAUAUACAAAUAUUCUGAAAAAAAUAUAAAGGCAACAAUUUAAACUAAUUUUACUGAGUUACAGUUCAUAUAAGGAAAUCAGUCAAAAUAAAUAAAUUCAUUAGGCCCUAAUCUAUGGAUUUCACAUGACUGGGCAGGGGUG